AUGGGGCCGUCGGGUGCCGGGAAAACAACGUUAUUAAAAUGUCUGAUCGGCCAGAAUAACCGUGGGUUAAGUACCGACACUAAGUUUUACGCAACGAAUAGAGCCCGAUAUCAGACGUGUUUUAUAAUGUCAGAGGUUUGGCAACACCUGUCGCCGGGACUAACUGUACGACAGACACUGUUAUACGCGUCGCGACUCAAGAACUCCCGGAUUUGUCUUGAAUUAAACCACAAUAAAAUUGUGACGGAUUUGAUGUCAGAGCUGGCGAUCGGCGAUACGGCAGACAAUUGGGUCGAGACGUGUAGUGGAGGCGAACAAAAACGUAUAGUAAUUGCCUGUGAAUUGACUUCACAUAUAAAGCCUAAUAUGCUAUGCAUUGACGAACCGACGAGUGGUUUGGAUAGUAAUGCCGCACAAGUGAUAAUAAACUGUUUAAAAGUGUUGUCGCGAACGCAUGGAAUGACAAUCAUUGCGUCCAUACAUCAACCAAACAACGAUUUGUUUCACACGUUUGAUAGCAUCUAUGUGUUGGCCAACGGAGGGGUUUGUCUGUAUUCAGGAGCGCCCCACCGAUUGAGACAACAUCUCGCAGACAAUGGCAUUGAAUGCCAGGAAAGUCAGGUGCCUAUCGAUGUGUUAAUGAAAGUGGCAUCGAAUACGACACAAUUGGCAAGCAUUGGUGUAAAUACCGGCCACACGUAUGACAAUGGCGUGCAUUUGAACGCAAACAUACUAUUGGCAAACAUGCGUUUAAUAGCCGACCCGUCGAGUAUAUCAAAGCGGUUCUCAGUGCGCGACACGUAUUACCUGUUGCGCCGUAUGGUAAGCCAGGGAUGGCAGCGACCGCGUCAAUGGAUGUUCCAAUUGUUGCAGUUUAUACUCUUUCAGUCAUUGGCGUUGCUUAUGGUAUACACGGCCAGCGCCGAUAUGAUAGCGCCGGAUGGUUGCCUAGAGUUGUCAUUCGGCGCCGACUGUACGCAAACCGAGCGCGACAUUUGGGACGAGAAACAAAUUAAGCUUAAUAUGAAAUUUAAUUUUCUUUUACUCUUAUCAGUGGCGUUCUUUGCGUUAAUUGUAAUGUCGGUCAAUUUUGGGGCCGAUAUGCGCGUAUUUCGCGGCCAACAACAUAAUCGCUGGUAUAGCACGGGCGCAUUUCUAUGGAGCCGUACAAUUGUCGACCUGAUACCGGUGCUCAUAUCGGUGCCAGUGUUUUGUUGGAUUGUAAACCUAUACAAUACAUAUACACACUAUAUAAUGACGGUAGCACUCAAUUUGCUAGUGAUAUUGUGUAUGCAAAGUGUGGCCCAAAUAUCGGCCCUGGCGUUCAUUAAUGAACCCAAACUGGCGCUCAUAUUAGCCCUUACGGUAUUUGUUGUGACGCUAACGUUGGGCAACAAUCUGAUCCCGGUGAAAGAGCUACAUUAUACGCUACAAGCGGUUAGCCAAGUAUCCUAUAUACGUCUGGCCUACGAAUGCCUUAUGAUUACAAUAUACGGCUUUGACCGUUGCCAGGGUGACCAGAUGUCAACUGUUCUUUUUGCUUUCUAG
Molecule: messenger RNA, 1548 nt
Organism: Medioppia subpectinata
Lineage: Eukaryota; Metazoa; Arthropoda; Arachnida; Sarcoptiformes; Oppiidae
Source: the annotation of a GenBank genome assembly